AUGCCGAAGAGGAAGGCGGCUCCAUCGGAGCGAAGCAAGCUUGCCAACUACUUGGUUGGUCAGGUAUGCUGGGGGCUCAUGUCUGCAGUCCAAGCUCAGACGAUCGCCCAGCUUGCCGUUGAGGAUGCGGAGGAGGCUCCCAAUGAGUUGAAACGGCUUGCCAAAGUGGGCAGCUCCGGCCAGUGUCCUCAGAACGUGUGGCGGGAUCUCAAGCGAUCUAUGAUUGCAGUGCAUCUUCCGGAGCCGCAGGAUGUCUUGAUAGAGAAUGAAGUCUACAAGAUUCUAUACCCACACGAGGUUCUGGCAAGCUUGUAUCAGAAUUACCGAGACAUGUUCAAUGCCAUGUUUGAUGUCACAGAAGCAGCUCGCUUCUGGGACGAUGUGAAAAAUACGAAGAUGUUUCGUGAACAUCCACUUUCUGGCCGGUCGGACCAGGCGAGAGCCUUGCCGAUAGGCUUACAUGGUGAUGGUGCACCGGUGUCUGCAAAGGGGAAAACCUGGCAGAAAAGCGCAGACUUCCUGAGUUUUUCGUCGCUCAUAGGAAGUGGAGCUCACAGGUUGCUGCACAUCAUCAUCUCAGCUGUUUGGACUCUGGGCUUGUCGCAGUUUCUGGGCGAAAGCUUGGAUGAAAAACGGCGGGUGAUGCAGCAAUACUGGAAGCAUGUAGCUUGGAGCCUUCAUGCCUGCUGGUUGGGGACCUGGCCUACUGAAGAUCCGGAAGGCAAUCCUUUGAGGAACCAGGCUGCAGGGAAACCUCUCGCUGGUGGUCUCUUCUUUGUCCUAUGGGUGCUGCAAGCAGAUUUGGAGUUUCAGCACAACUUCUGGGGGCUGCCCCAUUGGACGAACAACCUGCCAUGCAACCGUUGUGGAUGCACAAGAGAUGACUUCUUGAACUUCAAUGGUCCUUGGGUGUCGAGCGGCUACGACAAAAAGACCUGGAAUGCUCGAUGCAAGGCUGCAAAGGUGUGUGCCCUGUUCGCUCUGGCGGGGUGUUGGGGUGGAACUGUCCAACCAGACCUUAUGCAUACGAAGUAUCUGGGAGUCGACCAAUAUUUCUUGGCAUCAGUGAUAUUUGUUUUGGCCCGAGUGAAGCAAAUCCACAACUGGUUCGAGCUAUUGGAAACAUACUGGAAGGAUCGUCAGGUGACUUCGCAUUUCCGCAGCAUGAAGGACUCCAUGUGGGCACCAAAAGACCGGCAAGGCGAGACAGAUUCUCGGCAGCAGGCUCCUGCUUAA
Molecule: messenger RNA, 1236 nt
Organism: Symbiodinium necroappetens
Lineage: Eukaryota; Dinophyceae; Suessiales; Symbiodiniaceae
Source: the annotation of a GenBank genome assembly